Molecule: messenger RNA, 407 nt
Organism: Paramecium sonneborni
Lineage: Eukaryota; Ciliophora; Oligohymenophorea; Peniculida; Parameciidae
Source: the annotation of a GenBank genome assembly
AUAUAAUCAAAUGGCUAGCAAAGUGUCAGGAAUGUUUUGGACUUGGGUGCAUUCUUCAACAGGACCUAAAACUACACAUUUUUGGGCUCCAGUAUGCAAUUGGUUUUUCCCAAUUCAAGCAUUGUAUGAUUGGAAUAGAGACCCUGCAAAAAUUAGCAAGGAAAUGCAAUGUGUUUUAGUUUGUAAGAAUACUUGAAUAAAAUAGGUUAUUCAUCAUUGUUUAUGAGAUGGGCACUAAGAAUAUCUCCACAAAGUUAUAUUCUGUUCUGCAUGCAUUUGUUUAAUGCAACUUUAUAGGGAAGAUUAUUAUUAAGAAGAUUAAUGUGGGAAUCAAGUUAAUAAAAAGCCAUUGAAGACAAACCAACUAAUUGAUUGUCUAUUAAGAGAAAUUUAUAUAUAUAUAUAAA